UUUCUAAUUUUCUCUCUCAUCUCCGGCAACAGAAAGAGAGAAAAAAUUUGAACCAAAAAAUUUGAAUUUCCUAAAAUUUCGAACAAAAUUUUUAUUUUUUCUCACAUUUUUCUUGCUCUCAUUGCUCAAAUUCAGAUCGAGCUUCUGCAAAUUUUAUGCCCUAGAACAAAAAUUGUGUAAUUUUCUGGGUAAAUUAUGUCGACGGAAGAUGAGAAGUUGUUGAAGGAGGCGAAGAAACUUCCAUGGGAAGAUCGAUUGUUUCAUAAGAAUUGGAAGGUUCGAAAUGAUGCGAACAUCGACCUAGUUGCAUUUUUCGACUCCAUUACCGAUCCUAAGGACACUCGGCUUCGUGAAUUUGGGCAUUAUUUUAAGAAAACAGUGACUGAUUCUAAUGCACCGGUGCAAGAGAAGGCGCUUGAUGCUUUGAUUGCGUAUUUAAAAGCUGCGGAUGCGGAUGUUGGAAGGUAUGGCAAAGAAGUAUGUGAUGCCGUUGUUGCGAAAUGUCUUACCGGGAGGCCGAAGACUGUGGAGAAGGCACAAAUGGUGUUUAUACUCUGGGUGGAGUUGGAGGCAGUUGAGGCUUUCCUGGAUGCUAUGGAAAAGGCUAUUAAAGCCAAAGUGGCUAAAGCUGUUGUUCCUGCCAUCGACGUCAUGUUUCAAGCGUUAAGUGAAUUUGGGUCCAAGAUUAUUCCCCCGAAAAGAAUUCUUAAGAUGUUACCAGAGCUUUUUGAUCAUCAAGACCAAAAUGUUCGUGCAUCCUCUAAAGGAUUGACCUUAGAGUUAUGUCGCUGGAUUGGACAGGACCCUGUCAAAUCCAUCUUGUUCGAAAAAAUGAGGGAUACAAUGAAAAAAGAGCUGGAGGCAGAGCUUGUCAAUGUUAGCGGGAUAGCAAAGCCCACACGAAAGAUAAGAUCUGAACAAGACAAAGAGCCCGAACCUGAGGUUGUUGCUGAAGUGGAAAAUGCAGGACCAUCAGAAGAAUCUACAUCCGAUGCUCCACAGGUUAUAGAUGAAUAUGAGUUAGUUGAUCCAGUGGACAUAUUAACGCCAUUAGAGAAAUCAGGAUUUUGGGAUGGAGUGAAAGCUACUAAGUGGUCUGAACGGAAGGAGGCUGUUGCAGAGUUGACAAAACUUGCUUCCACUAAGAGGAUAGCACCAGGUGAUUUCACUGAAGUCUGCAGAACACUCAAAAAGUUAGUCACAGAUGUAAACAUAGCUGUUGCAGCUGAAGCCAUACAGGCUAUUGGGAACCUUGCUCGAGGCUUAAGGGCGCACUUUGCUGGGAGCUCACGCUUUUUGCUUCCUGUUUUACUUGAAAAACUGAAGGAGAAAAAGCCUACCAUCACAGAUGCUUUAACCCAAACGUUACAAGCCAUUUACAAGUCUGGAUGUGUAAAUCUCGUUGAUAUUGUCGAAGAUGUUAAAACGGCUGUGAAAAAUAAAGUUCCUCUUGUGAGAUCGUUGACUCUAAAUUGGCUCACAUUUUGUAUCGAGACUAGCAACAAGACUGUCAUUCAAAAAGCUCACAAGGAUUAUGUUCCCAUAUGUAUGGAGUGUCUUAAUGAUGGGACUCCUGAAGUAAGAGAUGCAGCCUUUUCUGUUUUGACGGCCAUAGCCAAGUUGGUAGGUAUGAGACCUUUGGAAAGGUCACUAGAGAAACUUGAUGAUGUCAGGAGAAAAAAGCUUAAUGAAAUGAUUGGUGGUUCUGAAAGUGGUCCACCUGCUGGUGGAAGCUCAGUCAAUGUGCAAGUCUCAAGUGGAUCUGCAUCUGAGGCCUCAUUUGUUAAAAAGUCGGCAGCAAGUAUGCUGAGUGGAAAAAGGCCUGUUCAGGCAGCUCCUGCUGCCAAGAAAGGUGCUACAUCAAAACCUGCUGCCAGCAAAAAAGUUGAUGGAGGUGGGCAGCAAAAAACCGUGAAAAUUGAACAGGAAGAUGUUGAGCCAUCAGAGAUGAGCCUUGAAGAAAUUGAAAGCAGACUGGGUUCUCUUGUACAAGCAGAGACUAUUUCUCAAUUAAAGAGCACCGUAUGGAAAGAAAGGCUGGAAGCAAUUUCUUCAUUGAAAGAGCAAGUGGAGGGCAUUCAGGAACUUGAUCAGUCAGUGGAGAUUCUGAUUCGUUUGUUAUGUGCUGUCCCUGGAUGGAGUGAAAAAAAUGUUCAGGUCCAGCAGCAAACUGUUGAAGUUAUUUCUUAUGUAGCAUCGACAGCUACAAGAUUUUCCAAAAAGUGUGUUGUUCUUUGUCUUCAUGGUCUAAGUGAAAGGGUGGCUGAUAUUAAGACUAGAGCCCAAGCAAUGAAAUGCCUGACUACAUUUUCGGAAGCAGUAGGUCCUGGAUUUAUUUUUGAUAGAUUAUAUAAAAUUAUGAAAGAGCACAAGAAUCCAAAGGUCCUUAGUGAAGGCAUUCUAUGGAUGGUUUCUGCUGUUGAGGAUUUUGGUGUUUCUCUUUUGAAAUUGAAGGACUUAAUUGACUUCUGCAAGGAGACAGGACUACAAUCAAGUACUGCUGCUACUAGAAAUGCUACGAUUAAGUUGAUUGGUGUCUUGCAUAAAUUUGUUGGCCCAGACAUCAAGGGGUUCCUUACGGAUGUUAAACCUGCACUUCUUAGUGCGCUUGAUGCAGAAUAUGAAAAAAAUCCUUAUGAGGGACCAUCUAUAGCUCCAAAGAAAACAGUAAAAGCAACCGAUUUGUCAUCUGUUCCUGCUGGUGGCUCAGAUGGUUUGCCACGUGAAGAUAUUAGUGCGAAGAUAACACCAACCUUGUUGAAAAAUUUUGAAAGCCCUGAUUGGAAGAUACGCUUGGAAUCCAUUGAAGCUGUGAAUAAAAUUUUAGAGGAGGCCAAUAAGCGUAUUCAACCCAUUGGAACUGGAGAGUUGUUCGGUGCUCUUAGAGGCCGUUUGAAUGACAGCAACAAAAAGCUUGUGAUGGAAGCGUCUUCUACCAUUGGUGGUGUUGCUUUUGCCAUGGGUCUUCCAGUUGAGAAAGCAAGCAAGGGAAUUCUUUCAGAUGUAUUGAAAUGCCUUGGUGACAAUAAAAAGCAAAUGAGAGAAUGUGUUUUAACAACUUUGGACUUGUGGCAUGGUGCUGUCCAUCUUGAUAAAAUGGUACCCUAUAUUACUGCUGCUCUUUUGGAAUCAAAACUUGGUGCUGACGGACGUAAGGAUCUUUUUGAAUGGUUAUCUAAGCAUCUUUCCGUGAUGAAUGAAUUUCCUGAUGCGGUGCAGCUGCUUAAGCCAGCUGCCACUGCCAUGACGGAUAAAUCAUCUGAUGUUCGUAAAGCAGCUGAUGCAUGUCUUUCAGAUAUUCUUAAAGCUUGUGGUCCAGAAAUGGUGACCAAGAAUUUGAGAGAUAUUCAAGGCCCGGCUCUUUCUCAUGUUCUUGAGAAACUUAAAUCUUACGGGGGUGUUCCAGUUUUUCGGCCAUCAGACGUGCAUGAUUCUGCUCAAGUUGCUUCUUCUACAUCACUACCUAAGGGGAGCACGAGACUUGGUAAAACUAGCUCUAAUGCUGGUGGGGAACGUGCACCUAAGUAUGGAGCGAAAUCAGCAUCAUCGAGAGCUGCUCCGGCACGGAGCUCAAGAGCAGAGUCCAUCAUGUCUGUUCAUGAUAUUGCUAUCCAGUCUCAGCCAUUAUUAAAUAUUAAAGAUUCGAGCAAGGAAGAUAGGGAAAGGAUGGUUGUCCGCCGUUUUAAAUUUGAAGAACCUCGUUUGGAGCAAGUACAAGAUCUUGAGAGUGGGCUUGCCAAAUUUUUUAGGGAAGAUCUGAACAGAAGGCUUCUGAGUACAGACUUCAAAAAGCACGUGGAUGGCAUCGAAGUGUUACAUAGGGCACUUCCAACCAUCGUAAAGGAUCUGAUUGAAGUUAUGGAUAUAGUUUUAAGGUGGUUUGUUUUGCGAUUUUGUGAAUCGAACACAACAUGCUUAUUGAAGGUUUUAGAAUUUCUUCCUGAAUUUUUUGAGGCAUUAAGGAUUGAGGGGUAUGCAUUGACUGAAGCAGAGGCAGCCAUAUUUCUUCCAUGUUUGGUAGAAAAGUCUGGACAUAACAUUGAGAAACUACGAGAAAAAAUCCAUGAGCUCACUAAACAAAUUGUUAGUAUAUAUCCAGCAGCAAAACUUUUUCCUUACGUCGUGGAGGGACUACGCUCAAAAAAUAAUCGAACACGUAUAGAGUGUGCAGAUCUUGUUGGUUUCCUUCUUGACAAUCAUGGAGCUGAGAUAAGUGGGCAGCUGAAAAGCUUGCAGAUUGUUGCAAGUUUAACAGCUGAACGAGAUGGUGAAACUAGAAAGGCUGCUCUGAACGCGCUGGCCACUGGUUACAAAAUUCUAGGUGAGGAUAUUUGGAGAUAUGUAGGGAAAUUAACAGAUGCUCAAAGAAGUAUGAUAGAUGAAAAAUUUAAGACAAAGGCUCGUGAUAUGGACAAGAGAAGGGAAGGGAAGCCUGGAGAUGCAAGGGCUGCUUUAAGACGUUCGGUCAGGGAUAAUGGGUCUGAUAUAGCUGAACAGAGUGGAGAAGUUUCAAGAUCAAUUGGUGGCCCAGUUUUUGCCAGGGAACCCUAUGUUCAUCCUGAACUCCAUAUGGAUAGAAAUUCAUUGCCUCGAGUGCAUGCUGGUGUUAGUGGUCCUACUGACUGGAAUGAAGCACUUGAUAUCAUUGCACACGGUGCACCGGAGCAGUCUGUCGAAGGAAUGAAAGUAGUUUGCCAUGAGUUGGCGCAGGCCACAAAUGAUCCUGAAGGAAGUACAAUGGAUGACAUUGUCAAGGAUGCAGACCGACUUGUUAUAAUCUUAGCCAAUAAGGUUGCAAAGACAUUUGACUUCAGUCUAACUGGGGCUUCUUCGAGGUCCUGUAAAUAUGUUUUAAACACACUCAUGCAGACAUUUCAAAAUAAGACUCUAGCUCAUGCGGUCAAGGAGAGCACCCUUGAUAAUCUCAUUACUGAACUUCUUCUUUGGCUUUUGGAUGAACGGGUUCCCCGCAUGGAUGAUGGAGGCCAACUUCUGAAAGCUUUGAAUGUUUUGAUGCUUAAGAUCUUGGACAAUGCCGAUAGGACAUCAUCAUUUGUGGUGCUCAUUAAACUACUAAGUCCAGUGAGCUCCUCAAGAUGGCCAGCACCUGCGGUGAAUGAAUCCCUGAAUGUUAGAAAUCAGAAAUUUUCUGAUUUAGUUGUCAAAUGUUUGAUAAAACUAACGAAGGUUCUUCAAAGCACUAUAUAUGAUGUGGACCUAGACCGCAUUCUUCAAAGCAUCCAUGUGUACCUUCAAGAGCUUGGAAUGGAAGAAAUAAGGAGAAGGGCGGGAGCUGAUGAUAAACCUUUGCGUAUGGUUAAAACUGUGUUGCAUGAACUUGUAAAACUUCGGGGUACAGCUAUCAAAGGUCAUCUCUCCAUGGUUCCUAUAGAUAUGGAGCCUCAACCCAUUAUCCUUGCAUACAUUGAUUUGAAUCUCCAGACUUUGGCAGCGGCAAGGAUGCUUACCCCCACUGGACCUGUGGGCCAAACUCAUUGGGGUGACUCAACUGCUAAUAAUCCAUCUUCUACCACUCAUUCUGCAGACGCUCAGUUGAAGCAAGAACUGGCUGCAAUUUUUAAGAAAAUUGGAGAUAAGCAGACUUGCAGUAUUGGUCUUUAUGAACUGUAUCGCAUUACACAAUUAUACCCCAAGGUUGAUAUCUUUGCUCAGCUCCAAAAUGCCAGUGAAGCAUUCAGAACAUAUAUAAGAGAUGGAUUGGCACAGAUGGAGAAGAAUGCAGCUGCCGGAAGGACACCUUCUAGUGUCCCAUUAGCAACUCCACCUCCAUCAUCACUGAAUCUGUCAUCGCCAAAAUUAGCUCCUUUGUCGCCUGUACACACAAACUCACUUAAUGAUUCAAAAUCGUUGAAUACUAGAGUUGAGCCAACAAGUUUUUCUUUACCCCCAUCAUUCAGUGACGAUGAGAAGACAGCCAAUGCAAUCUCCAGAAGUUCAAAUUUUGAUCACCAACAGCUCCUAGGGGACCAAAGAAGUGACAGACUGGCGACAGGAGUUACUACCGGGACAUUAGAUGCUAUUAGAGAAAGGAUGAAGAACAUGCAGUUAGCUGCAGCAGGUGUAAAUCCAGAAUCUGGAAGCAGGCCCUUGAUGCCAAUGAAUGGUAAUGUCACUCAUAAUCAAGCUCAGCAUGAGCUAGAUGAUUCAGCUGCUGACAACCCGGUUCACAGUGGAGUUCUUCCUAUGGAUGAGAAGGCACUAUCUGGGUUGCAAGCCCGGAUGCAAAGACUAAAGAGUGGGUCAUUUGAUCAUGUAUAGGACAGUAAAAUUGAGGAUCACAUUAUUGAAAGCUGCUUUACCAUCUCACAUAGUGCAGAUCUCGUUCAGUGCCUUUUCUGGGCAGACCUCUGUACACUCACGGAUUUUGUACAUAAGAAUAUGUAACCAAAUUUGAUGGGAAGCUUUACUUGAAUUCCAUGGUGGGUGUAACGGAUCUUUUUGAUUGGUUUCCCAGAAAAGCUUGUUUACGAAUGGUGCAUGGUAUACUGUUAGCUGUAAUCUGUUCAGCUGUAAAAGGCCCGAGGUUUGUUCUUGGGUGAUUGAUGAGAGACUAAUCAGGGAAUAGUAUAAGAAAUUUUUCUUCCGCUAACCAUUGUGUGCAAUGAUUCUUGUAAACCUUACAGCUUAUCAUUUUGUAUAUGAUAAUUGACAUUAUCUUUUGUUACAGAUGUAUCUUUAUGAUGUAACUUAAUGAAAAGUUUUGUUUUGUGUUGAUGCAACUAUUU
Molecule: messenger RNA, 6746 nt
Organism: Chenopodium quinoa (quinoa)
Lineage: Eukaryota; Viridiplantae; Streptophyta; Magnoliopsida; Caryophyllales; Amaranthaceae
Product: protein MOR1-like
Exons: 54
Coding region: 196-6279 (2027 amino acids)
Biological process (GO): mitotic spindle organization; establishment or maintenance of microtubule cytoskeleton polarity; microtubule polymerization
Cellular component (GO): centrosome; microtubule plus-end; spindle pole
Molecular function (GO): microtubule plus-end binding; microtubule plus end polymerase activity
Source: RefSeq, a predicted model, not a curated record